This is a messenger RNA of Musa acuminata subsp. malaccensis (wild Malaysian banana), 2642 nucleotides long. Lineage: Eukaryota; Viridiplantae; Streptophyta; Magnoliopsida; Zingiberales; Musaceae. The record is from RefSeq and is a predicted model, not a curated record.
CUUCGGCUUCGAAUGAAUCGGAAUCCGCGGUCUCCGCUCCUCCUCCCUCUUUCUUCUUCCUAAUUAACUCUAGGGUUAAUAUUAGAUCAUCCCCAUUUCAUCGACCGAUCUCUCCGGCCGUAAUCCGAGUACUCCAGCUCUCAUCUUACAGGGAUUCCCUCCCCUCCAACCCCACCAUUUCUAUUCCCUGCCCCAUCUCCCUUUUACACCCGUAUCUUCUUCUCUCCUCUCGGUACGUAGGAUGUUCUGCUCCGCUUUCGAAUUUUUUGGAUUGGUGCUUUGGUUUCCGUGCUCUGAAGAAUGUCGGUGUAUUGCGUUUGGUGAGUUGGGUUGGUCGCGGACGCGGUUCCGAUUGGAUUAGCUGUCGUCUCUGGAUUUUUUGGGUUGCGGCUUCUUCUUAAAGGCUGGUCCUUUACGUUCCAAUUGUACCUUUUGAGAUCUUGGUUCCUUGUGGUUGGUGAACAGUGAUCCUGGUUUUGACGUUGUAGUGAUAUCUAGCGGAUACUGAUGGAUUCAGCCAGGACUUGGUUUCAGAAAUUACAGACUAAAGAGAAGAUUGCAUCUAAGAAGAAUGAAUUGGGAUUACACGGAAUGGAUGGUACUGAAGAAACACCUUCUGAUGCGACAAAGCAAAGGGUGGCAGCUGCUAAGCAAUACAUAGAAAAUCACUAUAAAGAGCAAAUGAAAAAUUUGCAAGAACGCAGGGAACGGCGUCAUAAUCUGGAGAGGAAACUAGCUGAUGCUGAUGUUUCUGAAGAAGAUCAACACAAUAUUCUUAAGUAUUUGGAGAAGAAAGAGACAGAAUACAUGCGCCUUCAAAGGCAUAGAAUGGGAGUUGAUGAUUUUGAAUUACUUACGAUGAUAGGAAAAGGCGCUUUUGGGGAGGUCAGGGUCUGUAGGGAGAAAGAAACUGGUAAUGUAUAUGCAAUGAAGAAGCUUAAAAAAUCAGAGAUGCUACGUCGAGGACAGGUUGAGCAUGUUAAAGCUGAAAGGAAUCUUCUUGCAGAGGUUGACAGCAAUUGCAUAGUGAAGCUAUACUGUUCCUUUCAAGACAAUGAAUACCUAUAUCUUAUCAUGGAAUACCUACCUGGUGGCGACGUGAUGACAUUGCUUAUGCGAAAGGAUACACUGAAUGAGGAUGAGGCCAGAUUCUAUAUUGGUGAAGCAGUUUUGGCUAUUGAAUCCAUCCACAAACACAAUUAUAUUCACAGGGAUAUAAAGCCUGACAAUUUGUUACUCGACAAAUUUGGUCACCUGAAGCUUUCAGAUUUUGGAUUAUGUAAGCCACUGGAUUGCAGUAAUUUUCCAAAUUUGCAAGAAAAGGAUAUUACUAGUGGAAGGAACUCUGGCGGGUCUUCCCACUCUGAUGAACGUUCAUCUGCACCAAAGAGGACACAACAGGAACAACUAGAGCACUGGCAAAGGAAUAGAAGGACAUUGGCAUACUCUACUGUUGGUACACCUGACUAUAUUGCUCCAGAAGUUCUACUGAAGAAAGGUUAUGGCAUGGAAUGCGACUGGUGGUCGCUUGGAGCCAUCAUGUUUGAAAUGCUUGUAGGUUAUCCUCCAUUUUAUUCUGACGAACCUAUGGCAACAUGCAGGAAGAUAGUUAAUUGGCGAACACACCUGAAGUUUCCUGAUGAAGCAAAACUAUCUGCUGAUGCAAAAGAUCUAAUCAGUAAACUCUUGUGCAAUGUUGAACAACGGCUUGGCACAAAAGGUGCUGAUGAAAUAAAGGUGCACCCUUGGUUUAUGGGCACUGAAUGGGACAAACUUUAUCAAAUGGAGGCUGCAUUUAUACCAGAGGUGAAGGAUGAGUUGGAUACCCAAAACUUUGAGAAGUUUGAAGAGGUAUCAUUGGUUGUCAAGAUUCUUUUAUUUGUUUUACCUUAUAAAUUUAAUAUGCAUUCUUUCCCUGUCAAUGUCUUGCAGUCUGGUGAGCAAAUUCAGAAUUCAUCUAAGUCAGGCCCUUGGAGAAAGAUGCUUUCAUCCAAGGAUUUGAAUUUCAUGGGCUACACAUAUAAGAACUUUGAAAUAGUUAAUGAUCAUGUAGUGCCUGGGAUAGCUGAGUUGAAGAAGAAGGAUAAACUGAAGAGGCCAAGUAUCAAAUCACUCUUUGAAUCCUCAGAGACAGAAGACCAGUCUGAUGAAGCUAUUCAAGGGACCUUCGUAGACUCCUGCCAAUUAGAAGUCUCAAAAAGCCAGGGCUCAUCUUCUCCAUGAACGCCAUUGAUUAAUAUCAGCAAUUACGGAGGCUCAUCUUUUCGACAAAUCACAUUGGUCACCAAAGGGUGUUGGUCCAAAUAGUUCUCUGGUGCAGCAUCUAAUCAAUCAGGUAAAAUUGCAAGCAAGCAGCACGACCCGAUUGCAGAAGCAGCAAUACUUGGAAGUGACAGUGGGAAUCCUACUGCUCCAACGAGAGAGUUCCUUUUUCAUGUAAAGAUUUGCUUUCAUUUAUCUAUCAUUCGGUUCGGCUGUUUCUUUUUGUAUUUUAUGAUGAUUUUGUAUUGUAUGUGUGAAAAAUUGUACAGAGCUUCUUGUUGAGUUUUGGGGGAGCUGCUCACUAGUGAUUUUGGAUGUUCCCUUUGGGUUAGAAGUAUGAUGUGAGGAUUGAUUGAGAUUGACAUAUGAAUUUUGUUUGA